AGAAAGAAUUUAAAAUGAAAAUUAACCAACAGUAAAAAUUACCCCAACAUUCAUUUUCACAAUUGUUAGGCUUACCUCUCCAGUCUCUAAGCAGGCAGAGAGAGGCCUUUUGCCCUUAAAACAAAUCCAUUCAUAAUGGCCCAAUCCAGCUUCCUCUUCAUCAGCACUACUCUCUUCUUCUGAAAUUCUGCUCGCAGUCGCAGAUCUCAGCGAAGCUGAAAAUGGAGAAUAAGCAAUUGGACGUAUCAUCAGCAAAGGCAGUCUUAUUAGGAGCGCUAGCUCCUGGUGUCAACGGUCCUACAUGGAAUACACUGAAAUCAGCGUUUCUGAUGUUGGGUUCUUGCCUUGCUGUGAUGCUUGGCUUAGCCUUCUCUUCAAGUGACUCUUCUUUGAUACUUCAUGUUGGGUUUCUUGUUCUAAUCGCUGCCACCCUCUUCGUUCUUCUUAGCUGGUUUCUUUCUCAGAUUGGUCUAGUCUCAGUUGAACAACAAAUGAGAGAAAUGGAUUUGAUCCCAGAUGAUCAUAGAAACUAGAAAGUGAGCAAGGAGAGGAGACGAUAUUUUCUUGAUAUGCUCAUGACAGCAGAGGAGAAACCAUCACCAAACAAAGGAAAAAGCUGCAAGACUUGUCAACAACGUGAAAAGUUAGUUCAUCCAUAAAGAAAUGAGAAGAUUAAAGAAGCAACAAGCAAACCACCAUAGCUCCCAAUCAUGGACGGCCGUAACUGCUUGUGUUAAUCACCGAAGGAUGCCACCUAAAGGCACUCUACCUGCAGCUAUCUUCCUUCGUUAUUAUGGAUGUGUUGUGCUGCACAUAUCAAUAAAUAAUUUUUUUUUUCUUUGGUGAAUAAUUCUUUUUUUCUUUUUUUGAUAUAUUUAGCUUCAUUUCAGACGAUAAUUAUGAAAUACAGUCUUAAGAACAAUUUUAGUAA
Messenger RNA from Manihot esculenta (cassava), 931 nucleotides. RefSeq lists its product as uncharacterized. Bases 222 to 533 code for a protein of 103 amino acids. The transcript is spliced from 3 exons. The record is from RefSeq and is a predicted model, not a curated record. Lineage: Eukaryota; Viridiplantae; Streptophyta; Magnoliopsida; Malpighiales; Euphorbiaceae.